Molecule: messenger RNA, 6148 nt
Organism: Oncorhynchus keta (chum salmon)
Lineage: Eukaryota; Metazoa; Chordata; Actinopteri; Salmoniformes; Salmonidae
Product: E3 ubiquitin-protein ligase MARCHF2-like
Exons: 5
Coding region: 485-1234 (249 amino acids)
Biological process (GO): protein ubiquitination
Molecular function (GO): ubiquitin-protein transferase activity; zinc ion binding
Source: RefSeq, a predicted model, not a curated record
GUUCUUGGUCACCUCCCUGACCAAGGCCCUUCUCCCCCAAUUGCUCAUUUUGGCCAGGCAGCCAGCUCUAGGAAGAGUCUUGGUGGUUCCAAACUUCUUCCGUUAAAGAAUGAUGGAGGCCACUGUGUUCUUGGGGACCUUGGACACUGCAGACAUUUAUUUUGGUACUCUUCCCCAGAUUUGACAAUUCCUUUGACCUUAUGGCUUGGUUUUUGCUCUGACGUGCACUCUCAACUGUGGAAACUUAUAUUGACAGGUGUGUGCCUUCCCAAAUCAUGUCCAAUCAAUUGAAUUUACCACAGGUGGACUCCAAUCAAGUUGUAGAAACAGCUCAAGGAUGAUCAAUGGAAACAGGAUGCAGCUGAGCUCAAUUUCGAGUCUCAUAGCAAAGUCGUUGGGCCUGACUGCUCUGACCUGAGGGAGCUGAGUCUGCUCCCCCAUAAUCCCUUUGACCCCUGACUUUUGACCCCUGGACGGUGUAACCAUGACGACGGGGGAUUGUUGCCACCUCCCAGGCUCCCUAUGCGACUGCACUGGCAACACUGGCCUGUCCAAAAGUGUGGAGGAGUCGGAUAACUGCAGAGCGCAGUAUGUCACCCAGGUCACAGCCAAAGAUGGGCGGCUGCUCUCCACCGUCAUCAAACCUUUGAGCACACAGAGCGAUGGGCCAAUUUGCCGGAUCUGCCACGAGGGGGCCAACGGCGAGGGGCUUCUGUCCCCCUGCAACUGCACAGGGACUCUGGGCACGGUGCAUAAGAGCUGCCUGGAGAAGUGGCUCUCCUCCUCCAACACCAGCUACUGUGAGCUGUGCCACACAGAGUUCACCAUUGAGCGCAGGCCCAAGCCCCUCACAGAGGUAACAAAGUGGCUGCGGGACCCGGGCCCUCGUAACGAGAAGCGCACAUUGUUCUGUGACAUGGUGUGCUUCCUAUUAAUCACGCCCCUGGCAGGCAUCUCUGGCUGGCUGUGUCUGAGGGGAGCCCAAGAUCACCUGCACUUCAACAGCAGACUGGAGGCCUUGGGCCUCAUCGCCCUCACCAUCGCCCUUUUCACAAUCUACGUCCUCUGGACUCUGGUAUCAUUCCGCUACCACUGUCAGCUCUACUCUGAGUGGAGACGAACCCAUCAGAAAGUACGCCUCCUCCUUCCCGACGCGAAGGGGCGGCAUUCUAACCAGCAUUCCUUGCUCUCCACCAAGCUGCUGAAAAAAACAGCAGACGAGACUAUAGUAUGAGGUCAAAGGUGGGAAGAUUUGAAGUUGGUGUUCUUUGGGUGCUGGAGGUUCUCAAUGAAAAAGCACGUCUCCAACCAGAGCCCAAGCUCUUUUUCUAUUUAAAUCCUUUUUACCUAUGUGUGUCAUCAUCACUUAUUUUUUAUUUUGUCGUCUGAGCCUCUGAUGGUGGUUUCAGUAUUUUACCAGUAUUUUAGAGACCAGUGAUUACCGUGCAGUAUGGUGUUUCGGAAGGUUUGGAAAAGGGCAGUUGAUUGGAUGGGUCUCCGCUUACAUAGGAUUCAUUGGACAGAUGCUCAGUGGAGAUGGCUGCUGAAGCUUUAAGACCAAACCCUCUAGUGUUUAAGUGGACAAUUCCCACUUUCUCCUCCCUAAUUUCCUUCACAGCCGUCUCUAAAAGUGUAGCAUGGAUCGUUGACGCUGAUCUACGGCGAUCCAUCCAGCGGUUGGUUCCCUAACCACUGAGUGUAGAAGUAAGAAGCUUAAAGCUUUCAUUCCUGUUUACCAGCCAAAGGCUAUUAGACUGGGGGGAUUAUAGAUGCUUAUGACAUUGCUACGCAAGCCAGUUGACUCCCUUCAAUUCAGCUCCAUCUGUUUUCCUCCUUGGUGUGAGCAGGAAUUUUGUUCAUAAAGAUGGAGAUUGUGCAAUAAAACACUGGACACGGUUUCCUCUCACAGUACGUGAUGAGACUGCUACCAACAUGCACAGUUUUGCAUGCAUGUAUACUGUUCAUUUGUUUUUGUACGAGAGGUUGGUUGAGCUCCCAUUAAUCUGGUGUUACUAGUUAGUAUGUUGAACUGGGUUUCCUCCCUAGAGUAUAGAGGUCUCUCAUUCUAUUAGCACCACAUAGAGUGAGCUGAUCCAGGUAGGUAGGUCUACACGCCACUGAUGAGAGAAAAAAUAACUUUAUGGAAAUGUAUAUUCCACCAACAUGAAGUUCAAACUUUUUGUGGUUGACGGAAAGUAAGUCUUACCUUUCCAGGACAAUGUUAGAGUAGCGCAGGUCAAGAUUACUCUUCAAUAGCUAGUACAUUGCUCUCCUACGACGAUAGACCAAUGAAAUGCUUUUAAAUAUUAUGUGUUUUUUUGUGUAGUCAUAACAUUUGCUAGUAAUCACAUGCAGCAAGAGCAUAGAUUGGUUAAUUGAUGUUACUUCAUGUUUUGUAGCAGUUGCAUUCCCUUUCUGAUAUGCAGGCGACCAGACUGAUGUCUCGUCUCAGACGUCUACAGAUGUCAACUGUACCUUGACAGUAGAACCUAGUGUGUGGUGCAAGGUCAAUGUAGGCACUGUUCUCAUCCAUCUACCACAGCUUUAAAAUGCAUGAGUCGACCUCUGGACAAGAGAGAUAUGCAACAACACAGAUUUAUAGGGCUGGCCAUGUUACUAUCACCUGUUUGGAUCUUUUCAUGAAUAUACAGUUGAAGUCAGAAGUUUACAUACACUUAGGUUGGAGUCAUUAAAACUCGUUUUUCUUUCAACCACUCCACACAUUUCUUGUUAACAACCUAUAGUUUUGGCAAGUCAUUUAGGACAUCUACUUUGUGCAUGACACAAGGAAUUUUUCCAGCAAUUGUUUAGAGACAUUUUUUCACAUAUAAUUCACUGUAUCACAAUUCCAGUGGGUCAGAAGUUUACAUACAUUAUGUUGACUGUGCCUUUAAACAGCUUGGAAAAUUCCAGAAAAUUAUGUCAUGACUUUAGAAGCUUCUGACUAGGCUAAUUGACUAGGCUAAUUGUGAUACAGCUAAUUGACUAGGCUAAUUGACAUCAUUUGAGUCAAUUGGAGGUGUACCUGUGGAUGUAUUUCAAGGCUUAUCUUCAAACUCAGUGCCUCUUUACUUGGGAAAAUCAAAAGAAAUCAGCCAAGACCUCAGAAAAAAAAUUCUAGACCUCCACACACCAUGGGACCACGCAGCCGUCAUUCCGGUCAGGAAAUAGACGCAUUCUGUCUCCUAGAGAUGAGUGUACUUUGGUGCGAAAAGUGCAAAUCAAUCCCAGAACAACAGCAAAUUACCUUGUGAAGAUGCUGGAGGAAACAGGUACAGAAGUAUCUAUGUCCACAGUAAAACUAGUCCUAUAUCGACAUAACCUGAAAGACCGCUCAGCAAGGAAGAAGUCACUGCUCCAAAACCGCCAUAAAAAAGCCAGACUACGGUUUGUAACUGCACAUGGGAACAAAGAUCGUACUCUUUGGAGAAAUGUCCUCUGGUCUGAUGAAACAAAAAUAGAACUGUUUGGUCAUAAUGACCAUUGUUAUGUUUUGAGGAAAACGGGGAAGGCUUGCAAGCCGAAGAACACCAUCCCAACUGUGAAGCACGGGGGUGGCAGCAUCAUGUUGUGGGGGUUCUUUGCUGCAGGAGGAACAGGUGCACUUCACGAAAUAGAUGGCAUCAUGAGGAUGGAAAUUUAUGUGGAUAUAUUGAAGCAACAUCGCAAGACAUUAAUCAGGAAGUUAUAGCUUGGUCUUCCAAAUGGACAAUGACCACAAGCAUACUUCCAAAGUUGUGGCAAAAUGGUUUAAGGGCAACAAAGUCAAGGUAUUGGAGUGGCCAUCACAAAGCCCUGACCUCAAUCCUGUAGAAAAUUUUGGGGCAGAAUUGAAUAAGUGUGUGCUAGCAAGGAGGCCUACAAACCUGACUCAAUUACACUAGCUCUGUCAGGAGGAAUGGGCCAAUAUUCACCCAACUUAUUGUGGGAAGCUUGUAGAAGGCUACUCAAAAUGUUUGACUCAAGUUAAACAAUUUAAAGGCAAUGCUACCAAAUACUAAUUUAGUGUAUGUGACCUUCUGACCCACUGGGAAUGUGAUUAAAUAAAUAGAAGCUGAAUAAAUCAUUCUCUGUAUUAUUUUGACAUUUCACUUUCUUAGAAUAAAGGGGUGAACCUAACUGACCUAAGACAGGGAUUUUUUACUAGAAUUAAAUGUCAGGAAUUGUGAAAAACUGAGUUUAAAUGUAUUUGGCUAAGGCGUAUGUAAACUUCCGACUUCAACUGUGUGUGGGUGUGUGGUUUGAGUUCCUCUUUGUUCAGUUUAUAUAUUUUACUUUCUUCCUUGUACACUGUAUGGUCACUUCAGACCUUCUUUGUUUUAGCCCAGCUUAAUUUCUGCAUAUUUCUGUAUAUAUAUAUUGUUAAUCAUAGUGUUGUCCAUGGUUGAACAUAACAGUAUUGACCCUGAAUGUUAACUGGCCUGAAUAGGAGAGAGACUGAAUGCAAAUAGCCUCAGUAGAAAGCUCAAAUUAUGGUCCACAGAAGCCAAAAACCUAGGCCUAGAUUUGACGUUAAUUUAUUUCUAUGAUAGUAGUAUUUGUUAUAAUCGCUUCAUGGCAAUCAUACUCCUGUGUACUGCUUAUUUUGUAGAUGCAGGUUCAACUCUUCCAGUACCUGUAGGCUUCAUGCAUAGGUUUGACUGAGGGUUUAUCACCUGAAGGGCUUUGCAGUGGGACAGCUAAGCUGUAUAAGUGUUAUGCAGCUGUGACAAUCCUGGUUAUGAGAGUGGUUUCUGAAAUCAGUUUCAACCUGAAAAAGUGUGAUCUCUAGUCACAGUAAACGAAAUAGGAAAGUCAUCCUCUAAACUUGAACAGCAUAGACAGACAGUCAGCCAAGUCCAGUGGUGUCCUGUUGGGAGACCCCCCUUUUUUUAAAUAAAGUAUCCUCCACUUUUUGUUGUUGUUGUAAAGUGUUGAUUUGACCUCUAAAGGAAUCCUCUUGUCUGGAAAAUCUAUUUGUUGUUAAAUAAUAAUACUAGAGCUUAGUUGGAGGUUAUUUUCCUGUAUGUCAAUGUGUGUUGCGGAGUGGAACAGCUUUCAGGAUCUUUCAGCAUGGAGAGAGUUCUUAUCUACAUUGUCAGUGAUGGGCCACUGCCCUGUCUCAUGCUGUCUCUGAUUGGUGCUUUUGACAUGUUUGGAGCUAUGGAGACAUUGCAAAGUAGGGUGUAGUUACAGCAAGUGUGCAAUUUGAUAAAUUUACAAUGCAAUGCUUACCUAUAAACGUAACAAUACAUAAUGAAAUCAGAAAUAUAAUGUAGAAGCUAGUGCAUAUGAAGGAUCAUAGCAGUUUGCUCACUUGUGCAGUCUGAGAGGGCCACGAUAGGAUGUUUUAUUUUGCUAAGUGAGUCUGUGAGUUGCCAACAAUAUGCAACACUGCUCCCUUAGAAGGCAGCUCAGAGACAUACUUGCCACAUUACUCCAGCUUUUAUAUAACCGUUAACUCAAAACAGGUCAUUUUCUCCAAAGAUGCAUUUAUUCUUGUUUUAUAUAUCAAAUGGCACUUUUACAAAACUAUCAUGGAAAUCAAUACAGUUUGGUUGUUUCUAUAGUCUUCUAACACCGACUUUGAAAGGGAUUUAAAAGCAUUUCUGAUAUAGUACAAUUUUCCAAUUUCUGGUGUUUGGAUAUUGCUCUUCAGAUGUUGUUUUUGAUUUGAAGACGGAACAAAGAUUCCUGGGCAUUCUGAUGCUUGUAUGUAGAAGGAGCAACAUACCAGAUUUGUAGACUUGUUUUUGUUUGAUAAUGUCUUAAUCUCUUGUUAAUUUUGCCACUGUUUUUAACAUGCUGAUGUGUAUCAGUUGUAAUUUUUGUUCAAUUAUUCAUUAAGCACAUGGUUUUUAAUCACUCAUAGAGAUGGAAUCCGCAGAAGCUAAGGAGAGACGCACAGCAUGGUUAAACAAGUUAUGCUCUUCUAUCGCAGGUGCAAUGAUGUCUGUUGGGGAAAAAACAGUGUUAGUUUUUUGUUGUUGUAAUAUCGCAAACGGACGUGGCAGUUCCACCAUUAAGGAUUCCAGCUUUAACUAUAAUGUUUAUGUUGUGCAGUGGAAAAAGAAAGAUGUCUAAACCCAAAAUAUGUUGGUGCUUGCAAUCAGCCAAGAAAGUGUGCAAAGAAAAUAAUAAAUGAAGCCACAGUAUGGAUAAACAUCAA